This is a messenger RNA of Symbiodinium sp. CCMP2456, 1061 nucleotides long. The record is from the annotation of a GenBank genome assembly. Lineage: Eukaryota; Dinophyceae; Suessiales; Symbiodiniaceae.
GAGCAGACAGGUCUGUGGUAACUUGGGGCCAAGCCGCGAGUGGGGGAGAUUGCAGCGCCGUGCGACAUCAGCUUUAUGAUGUGCAAGAAAUCCAAAGCAAUGCAUUUGCUUUCGCUGCGCUUCGGGCAGACGGGAGCGUGGUCACCUGGGGCGAAGACUGGAUGGGAGGUGACAGCUCUUCUGUUCGUUUGGAGCUGCAGGACGUACUUCGCAUCUACAGCAGGAGACAUUCCGGCAUGUUUGCUGCCAUCAAAACCCGUGGCCGGAUUGUAUUUUGGGGCAAUGCAGCACACUUCGGGGAGAUCAACACCGGGCUUUCGAACAUUGCACACUUUAUAUAUGCUGGAGGACGUUGGGCGGCAGCUUCGGAGGAUGGUAGUCUGGCGCUCAGCUACCGAUCUAUCGAUGGCGAAAGGUGCAUGCAAGUCCCGGAUUGUGCUCUCAAGCUUGUUCAUUGCUUGGACUGCAUCGCCAUUCUUCAAAAGAACGGAGAGGUGCUGUUCUGGGGACGCGCCAUCCCAGGGUGGCUCCGUAACGAAUUGAAAAAUGUAGCCCAACUGCGGGUCACAAGAAAUGCUUCUGAAUGUGCCGCAAUUCGAUCAGACGGUUCAGUUGUAACCUGGCGUUUUCGAUCCACGGGGGUCCAUGUGGGUGCCCGACGGGCAGUUCGCAGCCAGCUGAGAAACAUCAAACAAAUACAGAGAAACGAUUGUGGUUUUGCUGCUCUGCGGGAAGAUGGUUCAGUCGUGACCUGGGGCACAAGCAGAUUUGGCGGCAGCAGUUCCAUCGUGAGGACGCAGCUGAAGGAUGUGGUAUGUAUUCAGGCCAACAACCUGGCCUUCGCGGCGGUUCGUUGUGAUGGAUCCGUGGUGUCAUGGGGCUGGUCUCACGCUGGUGGCGACAGCCGCCAUGUGCAAGAAGAGCUUGGUAGAGCGAAAGUAAGGACAGCCGCGCCCAAAACGAAACCUACGCCGAAGUGUGGGAAAAAGACGCCCACGUCCACCGCUGGGGCAAGGCCGAAAGCGGCGUCUCGGGUGUUGAAGAAGCCCUCGAAGACCUAA